Molecule: messenger RNA, 1464 nt
Organism: Arctia plantaginis
Lineage: Eukaryota; Metazoa; Arthropoda; Insecta; Lepidoptera; Erebidae
Source: the annotation of a GenBank genome assembly
AUGGAUGUUUUGGAUUCCCUUGAUCUUGACACAAAGGACAAAAAGUCCCUUCGUGUUCGGUCUUGGUACUUGUACGAGCAAUAUAAAUCUCUCGAAAAACACCAACUUGACGCUGCACAGAAGUUAAAGAAUAGAUCGUACCAGGAUAAAAUUCUUCGCCAAGAAUUAUCAGAAAGAAGAGCGAGACGUAAGUUGUGUGACCAGUUCGGACUUUGCCAAAGUGAGUCCAGCAUUCAGAAAACAUUAAGUAAUCAUACCGCACACGCCCCAACGCUUAGUGUGAGUAACGACGAUUUUUUUGAGAGCUUCAGCGAGCAAGACGACGAACACGUCACCAAAGAAACUGAGUUUGACUAUAGUGAAGAGACAACCCAAAUAAAAUCUUCUGUGGAAGAUUUUAAAAGUCUUGAAGAACGGAAUGACAAUGUUAGUAAUUCGGACAGUAUAAAUAGUGUUGUUGAAAAUAUUACAACGGCUAAUAUUGCCGAGAUUAAAUGUAAUAGUGACUGUAGUGCCUAUUCAGAAAACGCAAAUUGCGAAGACGAGAAUUUUGUGAGUACAUUUAAUGAAAGUAAUGAAUAUGAAUACCUAAGUGACAGUCCUAUUACACCAGUAAUCAUAGCACAGGACAUAAAUAAGCAGUUGGAUUCCGUUCGAGAAGAUAUACAACGUUUAGAAGAUAUUACAAAGUUCGAAAUCGAUUCCAGUAGAGACGAUAUUCAAUGUUUGGAGGACAUUACAAAAAUCGAAGAUAAAAGUUCGGAUAAUGUGAGCCAGUGCUCACAAGAUGCAGCCCAUCAUCCGAAAUUUAUUCGCAACAAAGAUAAAGAGAAGGAAAGCUACAAAGAGAUAAUUCCAGUAUGGUCUAAGCUAGUUAAUUACGCAUACCAAAUUGUACAAUUGAACCAUGGUAAUUGCUAUUGUGACUAUAGUUCUCAGUUUUUGACUGCUGUUCUUGCAUGUGACAUACUACGUCGAUGCGUCAAUAGAAUGUGUAAUAUUUUGCAGCCUUACGUCUCACCAAUAAGUUUUGUUACUGACGAUGAUAAAUUUGACUCUUCCAAGUUUGGAAAAACUAAAAAAUUAGUACAAUCAAGAAAAUCUAAGAAAAUAAUUGAAAAUAAGCCUAAACGAAGAGUAAAUCGUCAUAAAAAUUCGUCAAGGCUUUCAUAUAAAAACUAUUCGGAAAAUUGCUGGGACUCUUAUAUAAGACGGGCGUCAUUUGAGAAGCGGUCAAAAUCAAAGUACCGUCGGCGCAACAGUGAACCUUGGCAAAGGGUCGUCAAGAACCCUCACAAAGAAACCUUAUAUACAUCAGGCAGCAGCAUUUGGUCACAAAUUUCUAAAGAUAGUAUGUCUAGAAAUAUGUUUAAAAAUUGCACGUGCUGCAAGAAAGUGGUCAACCCAAUGUUGAAAAUUGCACGAUAUAUAGACAGCAUAUUGAAGGACAUCAAUGAUUUGUAG